Austrofundulus limnaeus is the source of this 2641-nucleotide messenger RNA. It is a transcript of the gene c1qtnf13, whose product is annotated as C1q and TNF related 13. Gene Ontology annotation, molecular function: protein binding. NCBI's taxonomy places the organism in Eukaryota, Metazoa, Chordata, Actinopteri, Cyprinodontiformes, Rivulidae. The transcript is spliced from 3 exons. The coding region runs from base 277 to 1338 and encodes 353 amino acids. The record is from RefSeq and is a predicted model, not a curated record.
ACAUUUUUAUAUUAAAGUUCAUGUGCAGUAAAACUAUGUCUGGAGUUCCCAGGGUGGCGUCAGACAGGUUAGCAGUUAGCUAACCGGGAUGUCCAGCACCAAACCUGCACAUGGUUGAAAAGCAGCUGUAGAUUGGAGGAAAAGCCUCGGAGCUCCUCCUCCUCUCAUCAUGUCUGAAUGGACAACAGUUUUUGUUCCACUGGCUGCCGAUGACUUUCACGGUGCUGCAAACCCACAGGGACUUCAUUUAAGAUCUGAGCAGACAAAAAGUCCAGCAUGCAGUUUCUGACCCAACUGAGCUCAACAGCCUACUGGAGUUCACACGUACUCUUGCCAUGCUGGUUACUUGUCACGGUCCUCUCCCCUGGAACGGUUUGGUCCCUUCAGUUCCCUUUGGGAACGUUGAGUUCCCGCUCUGCCUUCUCUGCCACUCGGACCAGCAGCGUGGUGGGGGGCCAGCAGAGAGCAGUGACCUUCAACAAGCUCAUGGUCAACAUCGGGCGGGACUUCAACCCAGACAGCGGCCACUUCCGCUGCCGUGUCCCCGGAGCGUAUUAUUUCUCCUUCUCCGUGGGGAAGUUCCCUAAAAAGCUGCUGUCUGUGAUUCUGGUGAAGAACGGGGAGGAGGUCCAGGCCAUGGCUUACGAUGACUACCGCAGGAUAGGGAGGAAGGUUCAGAGCCAAAGUGUGUUGAUCAGUUUGAAGGAAAUGGACACAGUGUGGCUGCUCAUCCAGCAGAACCCUAAGUAUGCUUUGUACAGUAACACCGGCCCUUACAUCACCUUCUCUGGUUACCUGGUUUACCCUGAGGCCCAACCAACCAGUUACAUCAGCAACCACCUCUCCCCUCCYGCACUGUCCCACCCCUACUGCCCGCCUCAGACAGAGCAGCCGCAGUCGGCCUUCUCCGUGGCACGGACGUCCACCUUCCUGGGUCAGAGCGGCAGGAACCAGGACCAGCCACCACUGACKUUUGACGUGGAGUACGUCAACAUCGGGUCCCACUUCAACAAAACCACCGGCCUGUUCACGUGCCGCUUCCCCGGCGUGUACUUCUUCGCCUUCACGGUGGGGAAGCACCCCCGGAAGGCCCUCUCCGUGAAGCUGAUGACCGGGGGCGGCCAGGUGCAGGCCAUGGUGUUCGACGAGGACACGUCGAAGAGGCGGGAGAUGCAGAGCCAGAGCCUGAUGCUGCCGCUCAUCGGAGGCGACAGGGUGUGGCUGUACAGCCAGCAGGACGAGCGCUACGCCGUCUACAGCAACCAGGGCAGGUACACCACCUUCUCAGGCUUCCUGGUUUAUCCAGGAGCAGGAGCAGCACCAAACACCCACCUAUAGAGGACYUCAUCUCUAAUCCUGUCUGUAAAGAGCAGCAGGAUGUAGAUCUGUGCUUUGUUUAAAUAAUCUCACAUCAGGAUUAACUUUGAUGCCCGAUUAAUCCACAAGAUGGUGCUCCGACACAGUCAUGGCCAUUAAUGGUCCUCGUAAAUACAAGUACUACAAAUACAUCUUAUUUUAAAAAUUGUGCCUUUCAGUUUUUAUAUGUAGGUUUUUUUAUUCUUAAAUAUUAAAAAUAGUUGUAAAUGAUGUAAAUCURAUUCAAACCUCAUUCCUCUAUAAAUCAGUCUUAAAUGAGUGUCAUGUUUAUUAAAUCAUUUUAAUACAGUAGCUGGAUGUUUUAAUAUUUUAUUUACUGUAAUGAAAAACCAAAUAAAUUUAUUGAGAUUAAGCUCUUUUUCUUUGCAGCCUUAAUGCUAAAAUUAACACACAAUUAAAAAUUAAAGGAAAGAAUAUGUUUAUUUUCCUGAUUUUUACUGACACUUACUGCACAAAGCAAUGAUGCAGUUACAGCUUAUUUAAAUAUCCUUUAUUAGCAUUCAGAAAAUUAGUUAAAAUGUGAAAAAAAUACAUCUUUUGAUCAAAGUGCUUUUUUGUUUUCAGAGGUUUCACUGCAUUUAUAAAUGAGACAAGAAGGGCUGCACAAACUCAACAGAUUCUCAUUUUCAUAUUUGUUAAAUAUCACCGCUCCUAAAGGGGCGAUCAUGUUUUUGCCUGUGUUCAGUUAGCAAAACAUCUCAUGAACCACUGCACAUGUCUAACUAAGAUUUGGAGUCAUCUCUGUUCAAGAUGGCRGCCACAGCUAAGCAACUUAAACACAAAAAUGGUUAAACCUCAGCUGAAUAAACAGAAACUGAGCUKAAACUUUGUGRGGUAGUAGCCGAGAGUGAUUCUGAACACGUACUAUGAGCUUUCAGUGAUCAUGCAAGAUCUGUUUUCAAAACUUUGCCAUUCACUGUUUGUCAGCUGCAACUGAGUUUUAGCAAAAUAUCUCUUGAAUAACUGAAUGGAUUUUACAGAACCUCUCAGGAAGUAAUAAAGGUCUUAAUGUCUGCAGCUGAUUAGACUCCAGUUCAAGAUGGCCGCCGCUGCAUUAACGUAGCCCAACAAAUCCCCUCUAACUCUGUUCAUUUUUACAGAUUUUAAGCAAAAACUUGGUUUGGUAGUAGCUGAGAGUCAUCCUCAACAUUUAAACUGAGAACUAACACAAGACAGUGCGUAAUGUUAUUUAUAACAGGGCUAUUCAACUGGCGGCCCGCGGGCCACAUCCAGCUCACAAGUGACCAGAGUUCGGCCCGCCAAU